This is a messenger RNA of Anopheles funestus (African malaria mosquito), 1956 nucleotides long. RefSeq lists its product as uncharacterized. The record is from RefSeq and is a predicted model, not a curated record. The transcript has 2 exons. NCBI's taxonomy places the organism in Eukaryota, Metazoa, Arthropoda, Insecta, Diptera, Culicidae. Bases 149 to 1102 code for a protein of 317 amino acids.
AGCACAUAUUUGGAUAGAUCUGGUCAUUAGCUACCAAAAGUUAUUCUACGCCGAUGUGCUAAGUUGUCUGUGGAAAAAGUUAUUUGAGGUACUAAGACUUAACAUUUUCUCAAUUUUUCUAAAAAAAUUCCUCAUUUUGCCACUUUGGAUGCUUAUAACUCGGUCAGUUUCCAAUGGAUCUUCAAUUGUAGCACAUAUUUGGAUAGAUCUGGUCAUUAGCUACCAAAAGUUAUUCUACGCCGAUGUGCUUAGUUGUCUGUGGAAAAAGUUAUUCGAGGUACAAAGACUUAACAUUUUCUCAAUUUUUCCUAAAAAAUUCCUCAUUUUGCCACUUUGGAUGCUUAUAACUCGGUCAGUUUUCAAUGGAUCUUCAAUUGUAGCACAUAUUUGGAUAGAUCUGGUCAUUAGCUACCAAAAGUUAUUCUACGCCGAUGUGCUAAGUUGUCUGUGGAAAAAGUUAUUCGAGGUACAAAGACUUAACAUUUUCUCAACUUUUCCAAAAAAAUUCCUCAUUUUGCCACUUUGGAUGCUUAUAACUCGGUCAGUUUCCAAUGGAUCUUCAAUUGUAGCACAUAUUUGGAUAGAUCUGCUCAUCAGCUACCAAAAGUUAUUCUACGCCGAUGUGCUAAGUUGUCUGUGGAAAAAGUUAUUCGAGGUACAAAGACUUAAAAUUUUCUCAAUUUUUCCUAAAAAAUUCCUCAUUUUGCCACUUUGGAUGCUUAUAACUCAGUCAGUUUCCAAUGGAUCUUCAAUUGUAGCACAUAUUUGGAUAGAUCUGGUCAUUAGCUACCAAAAGUUAUUCUACGCCGAUGUGCUAAGUUGUCUGUGGAAAAAGUUAUUCGAGGUACAAAGACUUAACAUUUUCUCAAUUUUUCCUAAAAAAUUCCUCUUUUUGCCACUUUGGAUGCUUAUAACUCGGUCAGUUUCCAAUGGAUCUUCAAUUGUAACACAGAUUUGGAAAGAUCUGCUCAUCAGCUACCAAAAGUUAUUCUACGCCGAUGUGCUAAGUUGUCUGUGGAAAAAGUUAUUCGAGGUACAAAGACUUAAAAUUUUCUCAACUUUUCCAAAAAAUUCCUCAUUUUGCCACUUUGGAUGCUUAUAACUCAGUCAGUUUCCAAUGGAUCUUCAAUUGUAGCACAUAUUUGAAUAGAUCUGGUCAUUAGCUACCAAAAGUUAUUCUACGCCGAUGUGCUAAGUUGUCUGUGGAAAAAGUUAUUCGAGGUACAAAGACUUAACAUUUUCUCAACUUUUCCAAAAAAUUCCUCAUUUUGCCACUUUGGAUGCUUAUAACUCGGUCAGUUUCCAAUGGAUCUUCAAUUGUAACAGAGAUUUGGAAAGAUCUGCUCAUCAGCUACCAAAAGUUAUUCUACGCCGAUGUGCUAAGUUGUCUGUGGAAAAAGUUAUUCGAGGUACAAAGACUUAAAAUUUUCUCAAUUUUUCCUAAAAAAUUCCUCAUUUUGCCACUUUGGAUGCUUAUAACUCGGUCAGUUUCCAAUGGAUCUUCAAUUGUAACACAGAUUUGGAAAGAUCUGCUCAUCAGCUACCAAAAGUUAUUCUACGCCGAUGUGCUAAGUUGUCUGUGGAAAAAGUUAUUCGAGGUACAAAGACUUAAAAUUUUCUCAAUUUUUCCUAAAAAAUUCCUCAUUUUGCCACUUUGGAUGCUUAUAACUCGGUCAGUUUCCAAUGGAUCUUCAAUUGAAGCACAUAUUUGGAUAGAUCUGGUCAUUAGCUACCAAAAGUUAUUCUACGCCGAUGUGCUAAGUUGUCUGUGGAAAAAGUUAUUCGAGGUACAAAGACUUAACAUUUUCUCAACUUUUCCAAAAAAAUUCCUCAUUUUGCCACUUGGGAUGCUUAUAACUCGGUCAGUUUCCAAUGGAUCUUCAAUUGUAGCACAUAUUUGGAUAGAUCUGGUCAUUAGCUACCAAAAGUUAUUCUACGCCGAUGUGCUAAGUUGUC